Messenger RNA from Sinocyclocheilus grahami, 1207 nucleotides. It is a transcript of the gene cbln10, whose product is annotated as cerebellin 10. The transcript has 5 exons. NCBI's taxonomy places the organism in Eukaryota, Metazoa, Chordata, Actinopteri, Cypriniformes, Cyprinidae. The record is from RefSeq and is a predicted model, not a curated record. Gene Ontology annotation, molecular function: protein binding. Bases 81 to 800 code for a protein of 239 amino acids.
CAAUUACGCAACUUGUGGUCUUUAAGACAAAGAGUGUUACUCAGCUGAUACAACAUUAGUAACAGACAGAACAGUAAAUAAUGUUGAUUUUUAUAACAGUUUUAAUGCUCAAUGUGUGGGCUAUACCAGCAGAUGAUUUAUUUUUACCAAACAUAAACAUCCUUGAUGAACUGGGGAAAAUAAAGAUCAUGGAAACAAGGAUGGAAUCCAUGGAGAAGGAAAUGGAGCGACUAAGAACAGAAAAUACAGCACAAACAAAAAAGCUGGAGGACACAAAGAUCAAAAUGGAUGAGCUAUUAAAAGAAAAUGAAGCACAAGCAAAGGAACUGGAGACCAUGCGUGGUACAACAAAUGAUGUAAAGAACAAAGUGGAUGAUCUAAUAAAACAAAAUGAAGUUUCAAAAGUGGCUUUCUCAGUUUCUCUGUCGUCCUCUAAUGGACCACACAGUAGUUUACACACCCUGAUUUACAAACACAUCUUCCUCAGUACUGGAGAUGCCUAUGAUGCAAACACAGGAAUUUUUACAGCACCCAUGAAGGGAGUGUAUGCAUUCAGGGUUUUCUCAAAGGCCUACGGAAGUCAAGAUAAAGCAGUUGUCGCAGGCCUAUUUAGAAAUGGCCAGCAUGAAAUUUCAACAUAUGCACGGCAAGACGGUGGUUUUAUCGGCUCUUCAAAUGGAGUUUCUUUGUUGCUGGAAAAGGGAGAUAAAAUCUAUGUAAAUCUCUAUCCUGGAUAUUGGAUUUUUGACAAUGAACACCAUCACAGCACCUUUAGUGGACAUCUGCUUUUCCCCAUGUGAACAGAAAAUACACAAGGUUUACUCAUUAGCAUCUUUGUAUAUCAAGAGUGUAAUUAUAUAAAAUGUCCACAUUAUUGUUUUUUUUCUGUCUGUAAGACUGUGUAAAUGAAUUUGAUAAGUAAUGCAUUUUACGUGAAUUUGAUAUAUAACAUACUAACUAACUUCAGUUCACCUACAUUUACGGCACCUACAGUAUGAGGCAAGUAUAUGGCUAAGUUAUACAAGGUCUUUCUCGAAAACCUUUGAAACUCAAAAUAGGUCUAUAUGAUAUUGGUGUAUUUUAUUUUUCACAUUAAAAACCUUAUAGUGUACACUAAAAACUUUUUUUUUAGCAUUGUGGUAGAUUUUUUUGCAAUGUUACAUAUUUAACAAUGUGCCAGAUGUAACCCAUAAAAGCAUUUUACCAA